AUGGCGAUGGAAAAGAUUCUCACUGCCGGGGUGGGUGAAAUCAUAAAAAAAUUACUACCACUUCUCGAAGAACAUAUUAGUCCUGUAGCAUGGGGUGUUAAGGGUGAUUUAAGAAAGCUUAAGCUAACCUUGGAGACAAUUCAGGCUACAGUUUCUGAUGCUGAAAAAAAUCAAGCAAAUAGUGAAGCCGACAGACUUUGGUUGAGAAGGCUUAAAGACGUUCUUUAUGAUGCGGAUGAUGUUAUGGAUCAAUAUUCUUACGAAUACAUGCGUCGUGAUGAAGAAGGAAGCCAGCUCAAGCACAAGAUACAAGACUUUGUUUCGUAUUCAUCCUCCAAUCUACUUCUCUUUCGGUUUAGGAUUGGUCGUGAAAUCAGAGCUAUUAAUAAAACGUUAGAUGAAAUCCACAAAGAAAACAAAAGGUAUAAUUAUAGGUCGAAUACUACUUCUGAUGUUAAUGAUGUUCAAGCUACAGAGAAAAGUAACCGACUAACCUCAUCUAGAGUGGGUGAUGAUUCAAAAAUUCUUGGGAGGCAGGCUGCAAAAUCUAGCAUAAUAUCAAUGAUGUUAAAUAGCAGGUCGUCACCAACAAUCUCAUCUUCAUCUGGAAAUUCUUCUCAGCAGGCUAAUCCUUGGGUCGUAUCUAUCGUGGGUAUGGGCGGACUGGGUAAGACUUCUUUAGCUCAACUGAUAUUCAAAGACUCGAAUCUGGGAAGCUUUGAUUCCAAAGCUUGGGUUUGUGUGUCCGAUGAUUUUCGUAUCUCUAAUAUCUUAAUAAAAAUGAUAGAGUCCAUUGAUAAUGGAACUAAAUACGGUGGUUCAUCAGAUUUAGAAGCAUUAGGGAAUCCUAUUUCCAUUAGAUUAAACGGUAAGAACUUUUUGUUAGUACUAGAUGAUCUAUGGAAUGAGGAUCCCAUAUAUUGGGGAAAAUUAAUGGAUUCCCUUGUCGGUACGGGUGCCAAAAGUAUCACAAUAUUAAUUACAACACGCAGUGUAACUGUUGCGUCUGUUGUUGGGGUUAACGUUUAUUAUUUAGAAAGAUUAACAGAUGGUGAUUGUUGGUCUAUUAUGCAGAAAAUCAUAUCAUCUCGAGAUGAACGUGUACUGACUCUAAGAAUUAUGACAGAUAUCGGAGAAGCUAUAGCUAAAAAAUGCGAUGGCUUACCACUUGCAGUAAAAUUUCUCGGAAGCUUAAUGGCCUCAAAUACAGACGAAAUCUACUGGUUGUCAAUCAAAGACAAUACUAGUCUGUGGAACACAUAA
Messenger RNA from Papaver somniferum (opium poppy), 1263 nucleotides. RefSeq names its product disease resistance protein RGA2-like. The record is from RefSeq and is a predicted model, not a curated record. Lineage: Eukaryota; Viridiplantae; Streptophyta; Magnoliopsida; Ranunculales; Papaveraceae. The coding region runs from base 1 to 1263 and encodes 420 amino acids. Gene Ontology annotation, biological process: defense response to other organism. The transcript has a single exon. Gene Ontology annotation, molecular function: ADP binding.